Molecule: messenger RNA, 4223 nt
Organism: Panicum hallii
Lineage: Eukaryota; Viridiplantae; Streptophyta; Magnoliopsida; Poales; Poaceae
Product: pentatricopeptide repeat-containing protein At1g20230
Exons: 2
Coding region: 74-2086 (670 amino acids)
Biological process (GO): RNA modification
Molecular function (GO): protein binding; RNA binding; zinc ion binding
Source: RefSeq, a predicted model, not a curated record
GCUUUACCUUGAGAAAGCAUAGACUAGCGUACAGGACUACAGGUCAUCAACGAAAACAAGCGCCUAUGUGGCCAUGUCCCAUUCCAACCCCCUCGUCCACUUCCUCCGCCACGUCUCCUUCCCUCCGGACCCGCACCUCCUCCCCACCGCCCUCAAGUCAUGCCCGGGGCUGCCGCUCGCCCGCGCGCUCCACGCCGCCGCCGUGGCCUCGGGCGUCGCGCAGGACCCGUUCGUCUCCUCCUCGCUCCUCCGCACCUACCUCCGCUUCGGCGCCACCGCCGACGCCCGCGCCGUGUUCGACGGAACGCCGCAGAAGACCGUCGUCGGCUGGAGCACGCUCGUCGCGGGGCACGCGGCCCGCGGGGACGCCGAGGGCGCGUGGCGCCUCCUCGAGGAGAUGAGGCGGGGGACUGCUGGCGGCGGCGGCAGCGCGGAACCGAACGUCAUCACCUGGAACGGGCUCGUGUCCGGGUUCAACCGGAGCGGGCGCGCGCGCGACGCGGUUCUGGCGCUGGCUCGGAUGCACGGAGAAGGGAUGCUGCGCCCCGACUCCACGGGCGUUUCGUGCGCGCUCUCCGCCAUCGGGGACCUGGGAACGGAGGCCAUUGCUGUCGGCGAGCAGCUGCACGGGUACGCGGUGAAGUCGGGGUGCAGGUUGGAUGCCUGCGUGGUCACGGCGCUCAUUGACAUGUACGGCAAGUGUGGACGUGCUGACGAGAUUGUUCGGGUGUUCAAUGAGUCAUGCCAUAUGGAUGUUGCUUCCUGCAACGCCCUUGUCGCUGGGCUAUCACGAAAUGCGCAGGUCUCUGAGGCACUAAGGCUGUUCAGGGAGUUUGUUGCCCGAGGAGUAGAGCUGAAUGUGGUGUCCUGGACAUCGGUUGUUGCUUGCUGCGUGCACAAUGGGAGGGAUUUGGAGGCUGUGGACCUCUUCAGGGAGAUGCAGUCACAGGGGAUUGAACCGAACUCUGUCACCAUACCUUGCGUGCUGCCAGCGUUUGCCAAUGUUGCAGCUCUGAUGCAUGGGCGUUCAGCACACUGUUUUGUUCUUAGGAAGGGCUUUUUUCAUGACAUUUAUGUGGGCAGUGCAUUGGUGGACAUGUAUGCAAAGUGUGGAAGGGUCAGAGAUGGGAGGAAAAUCUUUGAUGCAAUGCCAUCCAGGAAUGUGGUAUCAUGGAAUGCAAUGAUUGGUGGCUAUGCGAUGCAUGGGGAAGCUGCAAGCGCUGUUCGGUUGUUUCACUCCAUGCUGAAAUGCAAACAGAAGCCUGACAUGGUCACCUUCACCUGUGUUCUUGCUGCCUGCAGCCAAGCUGGCCUGACAGAGGAGGGGCGCCACUACUUUAAUGAAAUGCAGAAAGAGCAUGGCAUUUCCCCGAGGAUGGAGCAUUAUGCAUGUAUGGUUACUCUUCUAGGACGGGCUGGAAAGCUUGAUGAGGCAUAUGAUCUCAUAAGUGAGAUGCCAUUUGAGCCAGAUGGUUGCAUUUGGGGCUCAUUAUUGGGCUCUUGCCGCGUUUAUAGGAAUGUGAAUCUGGCCGAGGUUGCAGCAGAAAAGCUCUUCUGUCUAGAGCCACAAAAUGCUGGUAAUUAUGUCCUGCUUUCCAACAUUUAUGCUUCUAAGAAAAUGUGGGAGGGGGUUAAUAGGGUGAGAGAGAUGAUGAAGGAUGUGGGCUUGAAGAAGGAAAAGGGUUGUAGCUGGAUAGAGAUCAAGAACAAAGUGCACGUGUUGUUAGCCGGUGACGACUCACACCCUAUGAUGGCUGCAAUAACUGAGAAGCUAAAGCAGCUUAAUAUUGAAAUGAGGAGGCUGGGCUUUGCGCCAAGGACAGAUUUUGUCCUACAUGAUGUGGAGGAGCAAGAAAAGGAUGAUAUUCUUGCUGUCCACAGUGAGAAGUUAGCUGUUGCACUGGGUCUCAUAAGCACGAGCCCAGGAACACCCCUUCAGGUGAUAAAGAACCUCCGAAUUUGCGAUGACUGCCAUGAAGCAAUGAAGUUUAUAUCAAGUUUUGAGGGGAGAGAGUUAUCUAUUAGAGAUACCAACAGGUUCCAUCACUUUAGGGAUGGAAAAUGUUCCUGUGGAGAUUAUUGGUGAUCUCUGUUGUGCUUCCCUGUAAUACAAUAUGCAUAACAAACCUGAUGAUGAUGGCUAUGGGAGCAGAGCAUGCAUAUCCACAAGCUUCCUUCAUUUGAAUGAUUGAAUCCAUGGAAGUGGCUAGCAGGUUACGAGGAUACUUUUUUUAAAGAAAAACUCUACCCAAGGGGAGAGACAUCCUGAAGGCAAUGCUGGAAAGGUAUUAAAUUUGUCGAUGAUAUACCAUUGGAGGCUAAAUACAAGUUAUAGGGGUUCAGUAAUACAAUCUGCAAGUUCCAAGGACGUAAACAGUAAGUUCGUAGGAAUAUGAAUUUAUCACAAGCAUGCUUGGAUCUAGACUCAAAGAAAAAAUUAUCCUGUCUCUAGAUUGUAUUUCUAGACGUCUCUUCUGAACUUGUGUUUGAUUUAAUGCUAUGAUCUUCACCAAUUGAGUGAAUCAUCAUAUACUUUUGUUUUAUUUUGUUUUGUGUUUGGAGUUUGAAGGGCGGACCUGGCGCAGUGGUAGAGAUUCUCCACUUGUGAGCUGGAGGUUCAAACCAGCCUCUUUGCAGAAUUUUAAAGGAAUUUUUGCAAGGGUAUGACUGUCUAGGAAUUCCCUUCCCCCUGCCCCACCUUCUGUGGGAGCUUUCAGCACUGGGUACGCCCUUUUGUUUUGAGGAUGUUGGCACACAGAAAGCAUCCUUUGCUUAUUGAGGAUGUUGGCAAUAUCUUUGGCACAGAGCAUUCUUUGCUUACAUCUGUUAAGUUUCCAGAUGUGUGUAUCUCCAUCUCCUGACAUUUGAAGAAAAUAACCUGUGUACUUGCAGAUUCUGUUGAUAGUUCAAGGAUUACAAACUGAUCAAGUCAACUAAAUGUUUUAGAACCUUUUAUAUUCACAUAAAUGUUUUGGUAUCAGUACAAGUUUGCAUAAACUCUUGAUAAGAAGGUAUGGAAUUUUUCAUAAGAAACUGGAUAAGAAGCUAUUUGGUUUCCUAUGUUUGCAAGCGGGAAUUUGAAGUUAAAUUUAUAACUACUUAGCUACAUUAUAGGUAUAUUUUUUUAGGCUAUAGACUUUGUUCUACACGCGUGUUCUCCCCCCAGAAAUCUGUUAACACCUACACAACUUCACCUCUUCGUAACAAAUACACUUAUGUGGCAUAAUUGUAAAGCUCCAUGAUCGCACUGUCAUUGUGGAAAUAUCCUUAAAAGAGUUUAUAUUCUUGGGUGUAGCUUCUAUUUUCAAUGACCUUUUAGUAAUUUUAGUAAUAGGUAUAUGCAGGUAUAGUUGAUGAACGUAAAGCCAUUUGUUGGUAAUAUAUGCUAAUAUUUGGAAAAAGAGGUUCAGAUAUAUCAUUAUAGUUUUUCAUAUUUAUCGACAAAUAUAAUUGAUAACAGCAUUGGAGCAAUCUGAUCUUCCCUGUCAUUCCUAUCAGCAGUCAAAGUUAGGUCUUACGGCAAACUGACACAGUAGAGUAGAUAUUGAAUAUGCUGUUGAAAUUAACUUUCCCCAAAGAACACUAUUUAGAUGAACAGUGAUGUUGCAAUUGGUUAAAACUUCUAAACUGCACAUGAUCUUCAUCAAAUGCUGGUUGCAUUUUUUAUUGUGAAUUUUGAAUCUGUAAAAAAUAUUUCUUAAAUUUGUCCUUCUUAAUAACACAAUCAUCUGUUUUGAUGUAAGAUGUUAGAAGAUGAUCCAAAUUGUUGAUCCUUGGAAUAAGGUCUACAAGUCUGGGAUUCUCUUCAGGGCUUCAAGCUCCAGCAUGGAGUGGCAGAUCAACGCAUUUGGCAGCUGUGGAAUCUUUUCCACGAAAUCAUCUUAUCUAUCAUUCUUUAGUGUUCAAUUCAAGCCUUGGGAGUGCUUAUGGAGAUCUUGGGCUCCUCGUCAUUGUAAGUUCUCUUUGGUUGUCUAUUCAAAACUGGUGCUGGACAGUGGACCGACUGGCACGCGCUAUCCAUUCUGAGUUAUGCCCCUUGUUAGAGGAGGAAACAAUCCAGCAUGUGCUGUGUUGUUGUGUCUUUGGUGAGAUGUAACUUCUGCUGCAUGGCUUUGGCCUCCAGCAACUUGCACCUUCCAUGGAUGAUUAUUCCUUCUCUGAGUGGUGUUAUUGUGUAAGGCAAAGGGUGCGCUAAGAUUUACGCAAGGGGCUGAAUUCACUGA